Messenger RNA from Austrofundulus limnaeus, 1248 nucleotides. RefSeq names its product protein lifeguard 1. NCBI's taxonomy places the organism in Eukaryota, Metazoa, Chordata, Actinopteri, Cyprinodontiformes, Rivulidae. The record is from RefSeq and is a predicted model, not a curated record. Gene Ontology annotation, cellular component: membrane.
AUUAAACAGCAAGACAAUUUUUAUUGUAAUAAGACAGACUUGGUUAAUAAAUUAUUCCAGAAGUCGUAGCGAGCGGGUGAUAGUGAGAGAAAAUUGCAAAGCCACAUCUUGCUCCAAUGUUACAGCAUUUGGAUGGUUGGUUUACUGAUGUUUUCAUCGGGAUACCCCACUGAGCCUAAUAAAGUCUACAUCUGUUUCAUUGGGAGCUAGAGUUCAGUUUCUGUGGGAACCCGGUGAUAGCAGGUGAACUUUGCCCCGAAGAGGAGCCAACACAACAGGAAGCGGAGCAAAUUCCUGACUGUCCCCGCAAGAGUCGACGACGAGGUUUGGUGACAUGGAUCAAUCGAGCAGCAGCGCUAACGGGGGAAGUGGACCUUCCCCUCCACCGUACAGCCCACACUGUGAAGAAAAUUCCUACACAGGAACAUUAUAUCAGGUGGGGAAGGGCAAUAUUGUUGUGGUCUCCCCUCCUGGCUUCUACAGCAACACGGCUCAUCCUGAACACCCAGCCGAGUUUGGAGGCAAUCAGCACCACGAUCAAACUCCACUGCCGUACUCGUUCGGAUCACAGGCCGAAUCAGACGAUAGCAGCUUCAGCAACGACGCAAUACGAAGAGGGAUACACUCAGGAACUGGGUUUGGGAUAACUACUGGUUCUCCUUCACAAUGAUGUCAGUGACGCUGGUGCUCAUCGUGGCCUUGUCCUGCUGCGGCGACGUUCGUCGUCAAGUACCCCUCAAUUUUAUAGCCCUGGGCCUGUUUACGCUUGCGGAGGGCCUGAUGCUUGGAUCGGUGGCAGUGUACUUUGACGUUGAAGCGGUUCUGUGGGCGAUGGCUGCAACGGCCCUGGUUUCCUUUGGCAUGAGCCUGUUUGCGAUGCAGUCAAAGUGGGACUUCACGCUUGGAGCUGGGUUCAUGUGGGCGUUAGCCUGGUCCUUCAUUUCCUUCGCCCUGCUGUGUGCAAUCAUCCGAUCGCAGUAUAUUUACAUCUUUUUCUCCUUCCUGGGAACCCUGCUGUUCUCCUUGUACCUGGUGUUCGACACUCAUCUCAUCCUGGGGGGGAAACACAGGAAUUACGAAAUCUCUCCCGAGGAGUACGUGUUUGCAACGCUCAACCUGUACCUGGACAUCACCACCUUGUUCCUCUUCAUCCUGCAAUGCAUCGGUCUCUGCCGCUGAUCCUGAACCUCCACCAGCUUUCUGAUCAACCAUUUUACAUACAUAAAGAAUUGUGUUAUUGAUUUUAAA